Choloepus didactylus (southern two-toed sloth) is the source of this 2187-nucleotide messenger RNA. RefSeq names its product death associated protein (gene DAP). NCBI's taxonomy places the organism in Eukaryota, Metazoa, Chordata, Mammalia, Pilosa, Megalonychidae. Gene Ontology annotation, biological process: apoptotic signaling pathway; negative regulation of autophagy; cellular response to amino acid starvation. Gene Ontology annotation, molecular function: death domain binding. Bases 145 to 453 code for a protein of 102 amino acids. The record is from RefSeq and is a predicted model, not a curated record. The transcript is spliced from 4 exons.
CGGCGCGCGGCCCCGCCGCCCCUCCGCGCGCGCGCACGCGCCUGCCUCCGUCGGUCCCGCUUGGCGCUCGCGUUCGCAGUUCCUCCCGGCCCGCGAGCCGCCGCCGUCGUCGCCGGCCCAGCCCGUCGGACACUCGGCCGCACCAUGUCUUCGCCUCCCGAAGGGAAGCUGGAGACUAAAGCUGGACACCCGCCCGCCGUGAAAGCUGGUGGAAUGCGAAUUGUGCAGAAACACCCACAUGGUGGAGACAGCAAAGAAGAGAAAGACAAGGAUGACCAAGAAUGGGAGAGCCCCAGUCUGCCUAAACCGACUGUGUUCAUCUCUGGUGUCAUCGCCCGGGGCGACAAGGACUUCCCGCCGGCCGCCGCGCAGGUGGCGCACCAGAAGCCCCACGCCUCCAUGGACAAGCACCCUUCCCCGCGGACCCAGCACAUCCAGCAGCCUCGCAAGUGAGCAGCGCCCGGACCCAGGCCCCGUGGGCACUCCCACCUUGAUAUCCACCCAGCCAGAGAACUGGCAUCUUCCUCAAAGUGCCGCCCUAUUGGGAGGUCUAUGGCAAAGCAAAAUGUGCCUUCCUUUGCCUUAAAUCUCCAUGUUUAUCGAAAUGAGUCAAACCCCAAACCUCGUUGACAUCUGGUCUUGGUUGGCUGUCAUUCAGGGAUCACCGUACCCCAUUUCCUCCCCCACGGUUUGGUCUGGAGGUGCCAUUAUCAAAAUUUGCCAAGACCUUAGUAAAGUGACAUUGUUGAAAGUUUAGCUUUAGUUCUGUUUCAGUAAUUGCCCGAAGUCCUUACCUUUAAUCUUAAAAACAAUAGGGCACAAAUUUGAAAGGGAAGAUUAAGGUUAGAGAAAAAGCUCAAUCAUUUCAAGCUUCUUAAAAAGAGGACAAUAGGUUUAACAACUACCGGAGAGAAAGAAAUAAGAGAGUUAAUUAAAAUUGCAGGUUUGGGGAAGGCAGAGCAGAAAAGGCUUUUGAACAGGCCACGACAACGCUGAUUUUCUGCCCCUGGUGUGGCCUGCUCAGGAAAGGCUUACUCCAGGAGGCAGCUUGUGGAAAAGUCAGGAUUUAGGCUGUCGGCUCAAAGGGAGAACUUCCGAAGCGAGGUCUCUUGGUGUGAGUCCUGAGCCCGAGAUUGCCUCGCUUUGCAGAGGGGCUCCGCCUGGGAAAUGGGGGCCAGGCGUGUUUCUUCAUAAGUCACCUCUAGAGCUGCCUUUGGGUUCUUGAAAUGAUCACUGGCCAAGGUAGAUGCACAGCUAAUUCUGAAACUCUUGAAUGAGGGCAUUGAAAGCAUAUAAUGAUCAGAUAAAAACCUGCCAGGUUUGUUAGGAAAUCCCUUUUGUGUCCAUAGGAACAUGAAUUGCAUUGGCAGAUAGAAAGACCACAUUCCAUUUUAACUAGAAAAACCUGUUUGUCAGUUGACCGAACUGUCCAGGACUUCACUCGUGCUGACUGCACAGUUGCCCGUGGCCAGGUUCGCUUAGGAACGUCCGAUUGUCCCAUAGUGUUCCGCUUGUCUCCUGCCUCCAGACAUCCUGAGCAGCUCCGGGGACAGUGGCUGCAGCGUGUCCCACUGCAGAGGCCCAGAGAGACACCUGGGGAGGGGCGGCCUGACCGGCGGCUCCGCAGCUUUAUUUGCUGCAGGGCCUCAGUGGUGCUGUGAGGCCGUCCACCACCGGCCUCUCUGACCCUGUCAUCAUGUCCCCGUCUGCGGCUGGUCAAAGCGGAUGCCAACCUGGGCAGACCCAAAGAGAGACACCCAGGGCUGCUUCCCACUUUAAAGACGAUGUUUGGUUUCUCACCCAGUUGACUUACUGGAAGCUGGUGUGUAACUGUCACAUCUCGUGUCAUCAAACCUCGUUAUUUCUUAGUCGCUGAAACGUUGGCAUAAACUGGCACCAGCUUUUGGUGCUCCCGGGUCGGAAUUCUGCAGCAGCCCCUGCGGGAAAGGCUGGAUGUGCUGGGCCAGGCCUGAGCGGACGCUGCGGCUCCUGUGCUCUGUAAUUCUGCACCAGGAGAGCCAGGUUAUCUCCGAAGUUACGUCGUUCAGGAACUUCCCACCCUUCCUAACCUGCAUCUGUGGGCUCUGGGUCACCGAAAGCAAAAUGUUCCCUUUGGUGAGGUUAUCUAUUCUUAACUUCAAGAAGAAUAAUGAUGUCAAUAAAGCUCCUGCAUUUCUUCUCACUUUU